Messenger RNA from Gambusia affinis (western mosquitofish), 4070 nucleotides. It is a transcript of the gene nsmfa, whose product is annotated as NMDA receptor synaptonuclear signaling and neuronal migration factor a. The record is from RefSeq and is a predicted model, not a curated record. Gene Ontology annotation, cellular component: cytoplasm; nucleus. Gene Ontology annotation, biological process: regulation of neuronal synaptic plasticity; positive regulation of neuron migration. Lineage: Eukaryota; Metazoa; Chordata; Actinopteri; Cyprinodontiformes; Poeciliidae. Bases 495 to 2402 code for a protein of 635 amino acids. The transcript is spliced from 15 exons.
GGAGGGGUGGCUUUAACCCAAAUGACCGAUUACAUAACAUCCUAAAAGAUCACUACAUACAGACAACAGAAAAAUAAAUAAGUCCCAAAACAGCGAAUGAGUGAAUGAUACCAGUUCUCCCCAUGCUCCUUUUCUCUUCGUGGGAAUGAAGCUGAAAUCGCCAAAACCUCCAGUCCUGAGUGUAUUCAGGAUCAAUGAAAGAGAGAGAGUGGGAGAGAGAGACGGUGAGAGAGCAGAGAGGGGUGUCUGCGUGUGUAUUUUAAGACACAGCUGUUGAGCUACCCCAAGUACGUGCUCCAACCCAGAGAGACAAGCGGAGAGCAGAGAGGAGUACACCGUCCGUCUCUUCGCUCUGCGGACGCGUGUGUAAAACCCAUCAGCUCCCGGAUUUCCUUCCAACUUUCCUGUUUUUAGCUCGCUUAUCUCGUCCUUGUCGCAUUCCUCCGAGCGUUUGGAAUGACCACUUUUCCCGCCUGCGUCGUUUCCAUGUCAGCAUGGGAACUGCCGUGUCCAAAAGGAAGAAUCUGAGAAACGAUGCGAUAUCUUCUGUGGCAGCAAAAGUUAGAGCAGCGCGAGCAUUUGGAGAGUACCUGUCCCACACGCACCCUGAAAACCGAAACGGAUCAGCUCAUCUUUUGUGUGAAACCUUGGUGGGUCCUGAUCCAGAGUCGCCAAGAGACACGAUUGGACUCAACAACAACAACACUCACCUCCCUCCCUGCUCCUCUGCUAAAGGCCGUACGAACAAACCAGAUUCUAUCCUGGCAAAGGAAAAGCUGAGCCUAAUCCAGCCUGCUCACCCAUCCAUCACAGUUUCUACCAAGCCGACUUGUCUCUCGCUUGAACAUAGCUUCGCAGCAGAGGAGGACCAGAAGACGUCAUUUGAGUGCACCCGUGUGUACACCAUCUCUUCCCAGCACGGCAUGCUGAUGAACAGUGGCCAGGGCAGCAAAGAGAGCCUAGAACUGGACAUCCUGAAGGAGAAGUCGGGGAGCGGUGGGGUGGGGUCAAGAGGUGGCCCAAUCCAGCCCUCCACCUCCCCGUCCUCUGCCUCCUCAUCUCCAACCCAGUACAUCCGCUCGAGCAGCAGCCGAGGCAUCAGCAGUUGUAGCCACACUCACCACUGCAAUCACCACCACCACCAUACCCCCGUCUCUGGAAUAAACGCCUCGUCUAGCAGCGGUGGAAUCAGCGGGGCAAGCUGUAGCAGUAGUCACCAACAGCAGCAAGCGGGUGCAGGAUCCCACUCCCACCACCACGGCCAUCAUCACCAUCACCUAUCCCAGCCACCGCUACAGACCUCCGUCAGCGCGCACAAUAUCCGUAGCCUUGGUGAAGGCGCGAAAGGAGAAGCAGAGUGCAGCGGGCUUGCUUGCGACUCCUGCAGCGGCACCCCUUCACGUAGCCAGGGGUCACUGGACCUGGAAAGUACAUCCAGAGAGGCAGGCAAGCAGCACCGACGCCUAGAGCGGAUGUGGAGUGUGGACCGGGUGACUGGGCUGGAGAGAGAGGACACCAACUGGUUCCCCAAGGAAAACAUGUUCACCUUCCAAACAGCCACAACAACAAUACAAGCGAUAUCGAACUUCCGGAAGCAUCUUCGGAUGGUGGGAAGCAGAAGGAUUAAAGCGCAGACAUUCGCUGAGCGUAGAUCGAAGAGUUUCAGCCGUUCCUGGAGUGACCCCACCCCAGUCAAGACUGACUCCCCUCAUGAGGCUAAAGACAGUGGAGACCUGCAGGCUUCCACUAACGCCCUGGAGGACGGAGCCCUUGACGAUGCUCUAGACUGGGAGGAGGAGAAAGAGACGGAGAGGCUGGCCUGCGAAGGAGAUGACUUUGUUCCUCCCAAAAUUAUGUUGAUCUCUUCCAAGGUUCCAAAAGCAGAAUAUAUUCCCACCAUAAUCCGCAGGGAUGAUCCAUCUAUCAUCCCCAUCCUCUAUGAUCAUGAACAUGCAACUUUUGAUGACAUUUUGGAGGAAAUAGACAAGAAGCUCACAGCGUACAGGAGAGGAAGUAAAUUCUGGAGGAUGCUUAUCUUCUGUCAGGGAGGCCCUGGUCAUCUUUACCUUCUGAAGAACAAGGUGGCGACCUUUGCUAAAGUGGAAAAAGAAGAAGAUAUGAGCCAAUUUUGGAGAAGAUUGAGUCGCUUUAUGAGUAAACUCAACCCGGAGCCAAAUGUGAUCCACAUAAUGGGAUGCUAUGUUCUGGGAAACCCCAAUGGAGAAAAGCUGUUCCAGAAACUGAAGAAUCUGAUGAGGCCAUAUUCUGUUGAGUUUGAAUCACCGCUGGAGCUGUCUGCACAAGGCAAAGAAAUGAUCGAGAUGUACUUCGAUUUUCGCCUUUACCGCCUUUGGAAGACGCGCCAACACUCUAAACUCUUGGACUACGAGGACCUUUUGUGACAAAGACAUGCUGACAAAGAGUGCAGCGGUAGCCCAACAGUGCCAGGAGGACACUGUUAAAACUGAUGAUUCAGUGGCAGAACAUAUCUUAAUUGUCAAGUUGGGGCCGACAGCUUAAAAAAAUUAAAAGUCGUACUUGCUUGAAUGCUGGUGAAGGCUGGAAGUGGAGGAAAAGCAGCAGCAGGACAAUGUAGAACGACGGAGGGAAUGAGGAUAAAAUGAGGAUAAACCCCAACAAAGCUGAACUAUCCAUAUCAAACCUGUCAAAACCUUUUUUUUUCUUUAUCACUUGAGUUUCAAAAAUAUAAACUGAUGAUUAAAAGUGUAUACAUAUACAGUUUUUGUCACACUGUUGUUGCAAUGCCAUGCUUUCUGGGGGCAAUGUGCUUCAGAAGAAUUGCUGUAACUCAUCCUGUCUCAAUGUGGUUCUGUGUUUUGACCUCUCAGACUGCCCCCUGAGACACAUCGGUAACGUUAAAGUGUGUAUAGUUCACAUAAAUAUAUUAGUAUAGCCUUAGUCAUGCAAAUAAUACUCUAUAUUGGAUCAUCGUUUAUUUUUGAAGUGCAUUGUUGUGCAGUUUCAUAUGGAAAUACUUUGAAAUAACUCAGGUUUUUGCCAUGAAUUUAAUUAAUCUGUCUAUUCUAUGAUGACAUUGUAAUAUUCAACGCCAUUGCUUUGAAUGAAUGUAUUAUCUCUCCAGAUUUGUGGGAAUAUGAAUGUUUUGUGAGGGAUAAAAAGGUUUUGAGUGUGUUUUUCAUUUAAAGUAAGUGUGCAUUUUCUCUUAAAUCUCCUUUAAGCAAAAAGAAUAAUUGCCAGCAUUGCCAUAAAUAUCCCUUUGUCAUGUCUAUUCAAAAAGGAUGACAGUCCAGCGUGACUCAUGAUGUCAAAGGAUGUAACAGCCAUCCAAGGGCUCCUACAACUGAAGAGGAGUUUCCCUGAUGAUCAAACCUUGUUCUUUUGCAGCGGGAUCAGUCCUAACAAUAGAAGCAGCUCCUUUUUUUCUGCUAAAAAUACUCUUGCUGAACUUAGGAAGAGCCAAACGAGCCUCCAGCACCUCUAGCUUUAAAGACCAGAGUUUUCUGAAAUGGAGAAGUCUACCAGAGUAUGAUGCUGCGAGCAUUUAUAUGACCUCACUGAUGGGUGUCAACUUAUUUAAAAAGACCAGAAAUGUGCACUGUGAGACAAGUCGAACAAUUCCAGCUGUUUCAGACAGACUAACAAUGAUGUAAUCCACACAGAUGCAGUCAUACUUGCUAGUGCAUAGACCAAAAUACAUUUAGAGACAAAGUUAGAAGGGCACAGGUACCACAACCUAUUUAUAAUUCAGCUGGUGUGCUUGUCAUGAGCACAACUGCGAAUGGAAACAUAGUUCUGAUAUCCGCUGUGGCUCAGGGGGAAGAUUUCUGAGGGAAAUAACACAGAUGUCAUCUCAGCAAUGGCUUUAGACUUCAAAUUUAUUCGGAUUCGUUUGUCACAACACUGGUUGAGUGGACAUGUGUGAGAGCUUAUCGGCAGCAUGUAAAGAAUGAAAUUGCUGCCGUGUUCCAGAGCAGAAAGUAAAGGUCGAUUAAUUCAAGAUGGUAAAUUAGGAGUUAAACCAAUUAAAAGGCACCUAAAAUUUUAGAUGUUGGAGCGAUAUCAUCCAACACAAUAUAAAGGAAGCUGCC